CCCCGCCGAUCCGAGCCAUUGCAGAAGGGCGCAAAAGCGGCGCGCAAAGAGAUCCUGCAGCAGUGGCAGCAGCAGCGGCGGCAGCGCAGCGGGCAGCACGUGUCGGCUCGGCUGGGAGACGCCUCCCCGGCCCCCUGGCCCGAGAGCCGGAGGAGGGACGCUUCCCCCAGCUCCUCCCGGAGGCUCACAUGACCGAGGCCAGCGAUGGACCGAGAAGAAGGGCCCGACGCGAGCCCGGGAGGAGCCGCGGACUUGGGGGAGCCUCAGGUCAGUGACCCCAAGGACCCAGAAGAACCCCCGAUGCAGAAGCGUCCCGGAAGCCCCUUGGUCCUCCCUCACACCUUGCAGGAGCUCUUGAGCAAGGACACCGUUCAAGUGCAGUUAAUCCCGGAGAAAAAGGGGCUGUUUUUGAAGCACGUGGAAUAUGAAGUCUCCAGCAAGCGUUUUAGGUGCUCCGUUUACCGGCGGUAUAACGACUUUGUGGUUUUCCAUGAGAUGCUCCUUCAGAAGUUCCCCUACCGUAUGGUUCCUGGCUUACCUCCCAAGAGGAUGUUAGGAGCUGACCGAGAAUUCAUCGAGACCAGGCGCCGUGCCUUGAAGCGUUUCAUCAAUCUGGUGGCGCGACACCCUCCUUUUUCAGAAGAUGUCCUUCUGAAGUUCUUCCUCUCUUUCAGUGGGUCGGAUGUUCAGAACAAGCUGAGGGAGUUGGUCCAAGGUGUGGGAGAUGAAUUCAUGGUCUGCAAGUUCGCAAUGCAAGCAAAGGAGUAUUUGCCUACAGACAUCCAAAUCCAGUUUGCGGCCAGCCGAGAAUUGAUCAGGAACAUCUACAACAGCUUCUACAAACUCAGGGACCGGACCGAGCGAAUAGCCUCCCGGGCGGUGGACAAUGCCUCAGACCUUCUCCUCUUUGGGAAGGAGCUAAGUGCCUUGGGCUCGGACACGACCCCGCUGCCUUCCUGGGCGGCUCUGAACCACAGUGCCUGGGGCAGCCUGAAGCAGGCCCUGAAAGGCCUCUCCGUGG
This is a messenger RNA of Notechis scutatus (mainland tiger snake), 1021 nucleotides long. The record is from RefSeq and is a predicted model, not a curated record. Lineage: Eukaryota; Metazoa; Chordata; Lepidosauria; Squamata; Elapidae.